CGGGGCUUGAAAGGCCAGGGAGCAAGAUGGCUGUAGCGAUGCGGAGCGUGAAGGUAACAGGCAAAAACAGUCCAGCAAGUGAAGCGACCCCGAGGGGAACAGGGCAGGAACGAUUCAAAUCAGAAGGCUUAAUCUAGUCUCCCCGCCUUUGUGGCCUCCCGUGAUUGGUCGGCCCUGGCACGAGGGGGCGCGGCUUCAAAGGCCAGGGAGCAAGAUGGCUACAGCAAUGCGGAGCGUGAAGGGGAUGGUGGCUCUGGUCACAGGUGGGGCCUCAGGCCUGGGCCGAGCCACAGCUGAGCGCCUCGUGCAGCAGGGUGCCAGUGCUGUGGUCCUGGACCUGCCAACCUCAGAGGGGACAGCUGUGGCCAAGGAGCUGGGAAAGCACUGUGCCUUUGCACCUGCUGAUGUGACGUCAGAGGAGGAUGUGCUUGCUGCCUUGGCCUUGACUCGGCAAUGCUUUGGGCGCCUUGAUGUGGUCGUGAACUGCGCUGGCAUUGGUAUUGCUCUCAAGACCUAUAAUGUCAAGAUGAACAAAGCCCAUGGCUUGCACCAUUUUGAAAGGGUCAUUAGGGUGAACCUGCUGGGUACCUUCAACGUGAUCCGCCUGAGCGUAAGUGAGAUGAUCAGAAACGAGCCUGAGGAUGGACACCGUGGUGUCAUUGUCAACACAGCCAGUGUGGCUGCCUUUGAUGGCCAGGUGGGCCAAGCUGCCUACUCAGCUUCCAAGGGUGGCAUCGUGGGCAUGACGCUGCCCAUUGCCCGAGACCUGGCCUCCGUGGGCAUCCGUGUCAUCACCAUUGCCCCAGGGCUGUUUGCGACGCCGUUACUGGGUGAACUGCCAGAGAAGGUGCAGAGUUUCUUGGCACGCCAGGUGCCCUUUCCCUCACGCUUGGGUCACCCGUCUGAGUUUGCCCACCUGGUACAGAGUGUCGUGGAGAACCCCAUGCUUAAUGGCGAGGUUGUGCGGCUCGAUGGUGCCCUCCGCAUGCAGCCCUGAGCUGGCCCUGGCCCUACCCCCAGGCAGGGGAUGAAUAAAGGACUGAACCUCAGCUCAA
Messenger RNA from Alligator sinensis (Chinese alligator), 1055 nucleotides. RefSeq names its product hydroxysteroid 17-beta dehydrogenase 10 (gene HSD17B10). Gene Ontology annotation, cellular component: mitochondrion. The record is from RefSeq and is a predicted model, not a curated record. Lineage: Eukaryota; Metazoa; Chordata; Crocodylia; Alligatoridae. The transcript has 6 exons. Gene Ontology annotation, biological process: androgen metabolic process; fatty acid metabolic process; estrogen metabolic process. Gene Ontology annotation, molecular function: estradiol 17-beta-dehydrogenase [NAD(P)+] activity. The coding region runs from base 215 to 997 and encodes 260 amino acids.